Strongyloides ratti is the source of this 2139-nucleotide messenger RNA. RefSeq names its product Protein KRI1 homolog. The record is from RefSeq and is a predicted model, not a curated record. NCBI's taxonomy places the organism in Eukaryota, Metazoa, Nematoda, Chromadorea, Rhabditida, Strongyloididae. Gene Ontology annotation, biological process: endonucleolytic cleavage in ITS1 to separate SSU-rRNA from 5.8S rRNA and LSU-rRNA from tricistronic rRNA transcript (SSU-rRNA, 5.8S rRNA, LSU-rRNA). The coding region runs from base 1 to 2139 and encodes 712 amino acids. The transcript has 2 exons. Gene Ontology annotation, cellular component: nucleolus; 90S preribosome.
AUGUCUUGUAAACUUGAUUUAGAUUCUGACGACGAGGAAGUUUCGUUGACAAUUAAUAAAAACUAUGCUAGCCGAUAUGAAAAUUGGCGUAGAAAAGAGGAGCUCCAAAAGUUAAAAGAUAAAUAUGGAAAUGAUGCUGAGUUACCUGAAGAGGGUUCUUCAUCCUCUGAAAGUGAUGUUCCAGAAUGGACUACUGGAGAUGAGAAGACAUUUUUUAAGUCAUUAACUGCUUUAAAAACAAGGGACCCUUCAAUAUAUGAUAAAAAUUGUGCUUUUCAAAGUGAUUCUGAUAGUAAUGAAGCGGAACCAAGUACUCAAAAAUCUAAGAAAAAAAAAGAAAAAACAUUUUCAUUAAAAGAUUAUGAAAGGAAUCUUAUAGUUGAACGUCAAGGUAUUGUUGAUUCAGAUGAUGAAAUUAGUGCUAAGAAAGAUCCUAGUUACCUUGAGAAACUUAAAAAAACAAAAGAUGAAAUUAAGGCUGCUUUAGCUGAGAUGUCUGAUGAUGAUGAAAGCGAUGGAUUGUUAAAAAAAAGAGUAAAGACUGAAGAAGAAAAAAAAAAGGAGAAGGAUGAUAUAGUAGAUUGGUUGAAGCAUGAGAAACCUGCAAAAGGAAAGCAAGCUGCAAUUGUCGGAAAAUUGAAACAAGUUUGGAUGAGAAAUGAUUUAUCUGAGUCAGAUAAAUUUCUUCGUGACUAUAUUCUUGAGAAGAAGUAUGAUGUAAGUAGUGAUGAAGAAGCAAUUCCUACUUACGAAGAAAUUGUUAACUUAGACAAAGAAAUAGAAGAAGAAGAAAAAAUGGAUCAGUUCGAACAGAAAUUUAAUUAUAGAUUUGAAGAUCCAGAUCAAGAGUUUAUCAAACAAUACCCAAGAACAGUUAGUGAUACAGUAAGAAAAACAAAUGAAAAAAGAAAAGAACAAAGAGAAAAAUAUAAAGAAAGGAAAGAGGCAGAAAAAAAUCAAAGAAAAGAAGAAAUUAUGCGUUUGAGAGCUAUGAAAAAGAAAGAAAUUGAAGAGAAACUUGAGAAAUUAAAGAAAAUUGCAGGAAAAGAUGAAAUUAAUUUUUCCAUCGAAGAUCUUGAGAAAGAUUUUGAUCCAGUUGAGUAUGAUCAAAAAAUGGCAAAAUUGUUUGAAAAUGAUAGAGUCAGUGAAAAUGAAGAUUUGGAAAAACCAGUAUUCUCGGAUUUAUCAUCAGAUGAGGACUCUGAUUAUGAUAAUAUAGAUGUUACAAAAAUAAAGAAGACUCAAAAAGUAGAUGAAGAGUCAGAUGAUGAGGAAAAAGAAGAUGAGGUAGAAGAAAAGAAAGUACGUGGGCGUCCUGAAGAAUUAAAAGCAUCCAGAAGAAAAAGAAAAAGGAAUACAAAGUUGAUGGAAGCUGUUAGUAAAGAAAAACCUUUGUUUAAUCCAAAAGAAAAAACAUUUGAAGAGUACUUUAAUGAAUAUUAUGCAUUAAACUAUGAAGAUAUUGCUAAAGAUGGAACUAUUCACAGAUUCCACUAUCGUACAGUUCCUCCUAAUGACUUUGGAUUAACAGUAGAUGAAAUUUUAAACGCAGACGAUAGAGCGUUAAAUUCUUGGGUUUCUAUAAAAAAGGUUUCUGCUUACCGUUCUGAAAGGGAAGAAAAAUCUGACCUUUUUGCUUAUAAACAUAAAUCUAAAAAUAUUAACAAGAAGAAACAAAUUCUUUCAACAGACUUUGGUGGUAAGAAGAGUAAGAAAUUGAAGGAACAGGAAGAUAGAAUAAAAAAGGAGGUAAAAGAACUUGUAGAUGAAACAAAUUUGCCAUCUUGCGAAGUAAAUGUAGAAGAAACAGAAGAUCAACAGAAUAUUAUUGAAAGUGAACUUACGAAAAAGAAAAAUAGAAGAAAAAAGAAAAGUAAAAAUAAUACUAAACCAAAUGAGGAAGAAAAUAAUAUUGAAGAACCACCUGCAAAAAUUCAAAAAACUGAUGAUAAAAUAGAAGGUGAAUCUGAACACAAAAAGUCAGUCCGAAAGAAGCAUAAAACACAAGAUAAAAAACAAGCUCCAAGAGACAAUACAUUGGAUAUCAAUGACGAUCGUCUAAGAGCCUACGGAAUAAAUCCUACUAAAUAUCACCGCUCCCGAAUCUACGGUAAAAAGAAACACCAAGAUAAAAAUUAG